This is a messenger RNA of Lytechinus variegatus (green sea urchin), 3344 nucleotides long. RefSeq names its product zinc finger protein 37-like. Gene Ontology annotation, molecular function: RNA polymerase II cis-regulatory region sequence-specific DNA binding; DNA-binding transcription factor activity. Lineage: Eukaryota; Metazoa; Echinodermata; Echinoidea; Temnopleuroida; Toxopneustidae. The transcript is spliced from 4 exons. The record is from RefSeq and is a predicted model, not a curated record. Gene Ontology annotation, biological process: regulation of transcription by RNA polymerase II. Bases 116 to 2956 code for a protein of 946 amino acids.
UGGCGCUCGACUGAAAUAGAAUUGUGGAUCAAUGUCGGAAUCGUUCAGUGUAUUUUGCAUCGGUUCUAGGUGAAAAGCGCCAAAUUUAUCAAGGUUUUGGAGGAGCUCAAACAGCAUGGAAGAUGUUGAAAAUAUUCCAGGAGACUUAGGGAAUGAGUCGGUGGAUGCUUCGCAAGUGCAUAUCGUUAGCCAGAAGGAUAUCCAUGAUUUUUGGGAGCAUGUGUCAACUGGAGACCGCAUCAACGAUGUCUGUACGACUUUUGAGUCUGAGAGUAAGCAGGUGAUUGAGAAGCUCUAUCAACAGUCUGCUUCCGUGGGAGAGCAAUUUGCAGUGGCCAAUUUCUUGUUGCAGAUUGGGGCACUCCAAUUCCGUGUUCAGAAGAAUCCAGAAGAUGAGAAUGAAUUGCAGACCAUCAUCAUUCUUCAAAAACCAGACACCAAUGAGGGCAAGACAGAGGAAAAGGUUGAUACACAGGACACUGCAGAAGAUCCCAAUCAUAACAAAGACAAGGAAUGUCCUGAUAUAGGAGAGAAUGAGAAAGAGAAAGAAAGAGACAACCUGGCCUUGUGGGAUGGAGAUCCUCCACCUGUGGAAAAUGAAGAGGAACCCUUGGUACCACCACCACCAGAGGAACAUGAGUGCAGCAUUUGCCAUGCUGUUCUGACCAGCUUAUGGGAACUUGACCUACAUGAACUGAACCGAUGCAGCAGUGAAACUCCUCCUCCUGGAAGACCUGCAAAGAAACAGAAGGAGCCUGAAAUAACCAGCGUGUCUUCUGACGAGCAGGAUCCUGAUUUGAAAUCUCCGGCGAAAUCUUCUGUGCCAGAGAAAAAGAAACGCGGAAGACCUCGAAAGAAUGUCGUUUCCCCCCUUGUACCGCCACAGGAGGUACAAGGAAGCGCCAAGAGAAAGAGGGGCCGUCCUAGAAAAAGCGACACUUUUGUCGCAGAGGAGGAAAGCAUGGUGAAAAAGAGGAGAGGACGACCUUCUAAGAAGGACUCCAUAGAUAAAAAACAGGAAUCCAGUAAAAAAGAUGUACCAGUAUUAGCAAACAAACAUCGCGAGGAGAGUCUGUCGAAACUAGAGAAGCCACACACCAUCCAACUACCAAAGCCUAAGUUGCAUACCCUUCACGUACGCCUCAAUAAGCUGCAGGAAACUAGAAGCAAGCGAAAAAGGAGACUGCCUCAGAAGCUUAGGGAGGUACUUGGGGAAGAAGAAAUGACAGAGAAGGAAGUUAAAUCAGUUGUAGAACCUGAUGAUGCUGAUCUAGAAGUGGCUGAUCCAGAAGAGACUGGUACCAAAGAUGUUAGUCCAGAAGACUGUGGUCCUGAGAAGGAUGAGGAAUCAGGGGAGGACCCAGUCGAGGAAGAUGAAAGGAAGGUAGAUGACAUCAAAGAUGGCCAAAAGAAGGAUGGCCCAGCAGAGGAAGACCAAGUAAAGAAUGAUGCCCCAGCAAGGGAUGAUGACCCCGUAAAAGGUGAUGUUCUGAAUGAUGAUCAAGGAAUCAAAGAAGGGCUAGGUGAAGCGGAAGCUGGUCAUCCUUCAGAAGUGAAUGAAAUGGAAUCUGAAGUCCAAAAUGUUCCUUUUGGUAACUUGAAGGAACAUAUGAAUGAUGUAGACGUACAGGAAAUGCAUGGAGACGACGAUGGUUCAGAUAAAAGUGGAGAGAAGAUAUAUUCAUGCAGGACAUGUGGCAAAAGCUUCAGGCAAGUUGCUUCCUUUAGAGCGCAUCUUAUUAUGCAUCGCAACAAAGCCGCAAACUCCAAGUUUGAGAGUGAUGUAUUGCCCAAGGCAGACGGAAAAUCACAUCAGAAAAGAACUUAUCCCUGUGAAUUCUGUGGCAAGGUAUUUUCAGAGAUGUACCAUUACAAGAGGCAUAAAAACAAUGUUCACACCAAAGAGGUGUCCUACCCAUGUACACUUUGUGACAGGGUUUUCUUUACGAAAAGUCGACUCAAAGACCACAUGGUGACACAUUCUGGUAAGAAGGAUGUUGCUUGUGAUAUGUGUGAUUUGAUGUUCUUCCUACCUAGCCAACUGAAGAUACACAAGAAAACAGUCCAUGUAGAAGGGAAGCCAUACCUCUGUGACCUAUGUGGGUCUAGCUUCAAAGCCAAGGGAAUCUUAAAACAGCAUCAUCUAACUGUUCAUACAGACAUCAAGAAAUUCCCUUGCAGACAGUGCGGUAAGCCAUUUUCCCGCUCAUCCCUGCGCAACCAGCACGAGAAGGUCCAUUCAGGGCUGAAUCCCUAUCCAUGUGAGUACUGUGGUAAAGGUUUCCGAGACAAGUUUAAACUCAGAGUGCAUGUCAACUGGCAUUUGGGUAUCCACCCAUUUGCUUGUGACGUCUGUGGAAAGACUUUCCUUGUAAAAGGCAACCUCACCAAGCACAUGCGCGUCCACACUGGAGAGCGUCCGUACGUCUGUCAGAAGUGUGGCCGUGGUUGCGUUGACUCCUCCCAGCUCAAGAAGCACAUGUCACAGGCUCACCAGAUCCAAGUUGACAGGAUACUCACUAAAGGUCCUGGACGCCCUGAUGGAGAUCUUCCAUCUACCCGACGGAAGAAAAAGCAGGACGACCCGCUGGUCCCACUCCCAGGGGGUUUAAGUGCAGAUGCAGAGGAGACCCAAGCAUAUACCAUUGCAACAGACGCAUUAAUUGAAAUUUCUCAACAGCUAGCCGAUAUGAGUAACACUGUACAAGUUCCUGUGGGAAGUGGAAAUUUGAUGAUUGAUGCUAAGGCUAAUGAUGGACAAACUCCUAUACACCAGCAAGGAGAGAACAGUGUCGUGCCUUCCCAUGUAACCAAUGUUGUGUCAACUACUGAAGCCUCAUCCGAUGCAGCUAUCAUUCCUGUAAUGAUUCAAGUUGCAGAUCAGCCAAAUCAAGUCACAGUUCCUGUUACACAGAGCAUAGGUGACUUUCAGUCACUAGAGCUUAUCACUCUAUAAAUGUUGAAUGAAAUGUCACACUGAGGAUGAGUUACUUUUAAUUACUAGAGCUUGUCACUCUAUAAAUGUUGAAUGAUGGGUCUAUGUCACACUGAGCAUGAGUUACUUUCAAUCACUAGAGCUUGUCACUCUAUAAAUGUUGAAUGAUGGGUCCAUGUCACACUGAGUAUGAGUUAAUACUUUCAAUCACUAGAGCUUGUCACUCUAUAAAUGUUGAAUGAUGGGUCCAUGUCACACUGAGUAUGAGUUACUUUCAAUCACUAGAGCUUGUCACUCUAAAUGUUGAAUGAUGGGCCUAUGUCAUAUUUAGCAUAGCUAACUUUCAAUCAGUAUAACAUUACUGUAGAGAUGUUGAACAAUGGGUCAAGUCAACAGUACUGAUUAUAAG